Messenger RNA from Callorhinchus milii (elephant shark), 1515 nucleotides. RefSeq names its product glycerol kinase (gene gk). The annotation marks the transcript as partial. Gene Ontology annotation, molecular function: glycerol kinase activity. NCBI's taxonomy places the organism in Eukaryota, Metazoa, Chordata, Chondrichthyes, Chimaeriformes, Callorhinchidae. The record is from RefSeq and is a predicted model, not a curated record. The transcript has 17 exons. Gene Ontology annotation, biological process: triglyceride metabolic process; glycerol-3-phosphate biosynthetic process; glycerol metabolic process. Gene Ontology annotation, cellular component: mitochondrion.
AUAGCAAUUGGAAUUUCUAACCAGAGAGAAACAACCAUUAUAUGGGAUAAGACAACUGGGGAACCACUCUACAAUGCAAUUUUGUGGCUAGAUGUUAGAACACAGUCAACUGUAGAACAACUGAUUAAGAAAAUACCAGGGAAAAACAAAAACUAUCUUCAGGAGAAGACUGGCCUUCCACUCAGUACCUAUUUCAGUGCUGUGAAACUUCGGUGGAUCUUGGAUAAUGUUCCAGGAGUUAAAGUAGCUGUAAAAGAAGGCCGAGCUCUGUUUGGAACGGUUGACACUUGGCUAAUCUGGUGUUUGACAGGUGGACAAAACAAUGGUGUUCACUGUACUGAUGUGACCAAUGCUUCCAGGACCAUGCUGUUCAACAUCAACACUCUUGAAUGGGAUCCUGAGCUAUGCGAAUUCUUUGAAGUUCCAAUGAGUGUCCUCCCAGAAGUGAAAAGUUCAUCUGAAAUUUAUGGAAAAGUGAAACUUGGGAGUUUAGCCGAUGUGCCAAUUUCAGGGUGUUUAGGUGACCAAAAUUCUGCCUUAGUUGGACAGAUGUGUUUUAGUCCGGGUCAGUCAAAAAACACAUACGGAACAGGCUGUUUCCUCCUGUGCAACACAGGCAAGAAGCCUAUAAUAUCAAAACAUGGCCUUCUGACAACUGUUGCAUAUCAAAUGGGCAAGAAGGAGCCUGUAUUCUAUGCUCUAGAGGGAUCAGUUGCUAUAGGUGGUCUUUUGAUACGCUGGCUGAGAGACAACCUUCGUAUUAUUAGUACAGCAUCUGAAAUUGAGAAAUUUGCAGCAUCUGUGGGUUCCUCCUAUGGUUGUUACUUUGUUCCAGCAUUCUCAGGGUUAUAUGCACCAUACUGGGACGCAAGUGCAAGAGGAAUAAUAUGUGGCAUUACCCAAUUUACAAAUCGAAACCACAUUGCAUUUGCAGCAUUAGAAGCUGUAUGCUUUCAAAGUCGUGAGCUUCUUGAUGCUAUGAAUGAGGACUCUGGAAUUAAAAUGUCAACUCUCAAGGUGGAUGGAGGAAUGACUAACAGUAAUGUUCUAAUGCAGCUUCAAGCUGAUAUUCUCUCAAUACCAGUCGUAAAACCCUCCUUAAUAGAAACAAGUUCUCUGGGUGCUGCCAUGGCAGCAGGUGCUGCAGAAGGUAUUGGAGUCUGGAAUCUACAUCCUGACAAUCUCGCUGUAUUUCGGUGGCAGCAGUUUGAACCACAAAUCCAGCCAAUAGAAAGUAACAAACGUUAUGCUUGGUGGAAGAAAGCUGUGCAAAGAUCAAUGAACUGGGAAACUGCUGAUGGUCUGGCAGACUCUCGUAUGUUCACUUACAUGCCUAUGGGCUUUUUUUUACUGGGUAGCAUGUUUAUGUUAAUCGGAGCAAAAUACCUCACAGCUGGUGUCUUGACACAAGCAGAAACCCAUUACCAUGAUUAAGAAUAUCCAACCCAAAGUGAAUUCUAUGCAUGGAACCAACACAUGGAAACUUCUGUUUGGAAUGGAAAGUGCACUCUUUUC